ACUAACAUGCAUCAACAAAUACCAGCUAGAUGCUCUGGACUAGACGACACUACGGAGUAGUCCAGUAGUAGAUGGACAGUAGACGCAGAGGCUGUCAACACUCUUUCACUUUUGUGGCCUCGAUUAGCCCAUCUCCUCUUCCGCAUUUCCUCUGCAGUGCAUCGGUCGGUGAGUCGGGUGCGGCAACGGUUGAUGACCUAUUGGCCGUCUCAUACCAUUUCAAAACACCUCACAAGAAAAACGGCAAAUCUCCGGGAUGAACCGCCCCAAUGCCAACUUUGGACCGGCAGGCGGGCCCCCACCGCCUCAACCACCCCCGUCAGCCAAUCUGGGGCUCGGUUUCGGAGGUUUUGAAGGUCCUCGACCUUUUGGCACUCAUCAUCCCGGGACGAAUUUUAGGCCGGGAGGGGCGCCCAUGGGUGGAGCUGGCUUCCCUCCUGUGGGGCCGGCAGGUCCCCCUUUAGGCGGCCGAGAUGUGCCCGAGUUUGUCCCUGGGUCCAUUCUCAAGAAUCGGGAGAUCCUCUAUCGACUCAUGAUCAGUCAGCUCUUUUACGAUGGACAUCAGCAAGUGGCGGUCCAGCUCGCCAACAUCAUCCAACCCGACCCGUCGUGUCCCCCCUCGGAAAAACUAUUUCACAUAGUGAGUUUAGGCCUCGAGAAGGACACCGACGUCAAGAGUAAUCGGGUGGAGCCCUUGGGACCAGGGUUGGAUCUUGAAUACGAAACGGAUAUGCCGAGUAACGCGCCAGAACCGGCUUUUUAUGAGACGGCCUAUGUGACAAGUCACAAGGGCAAUUGCCGAGCCGGGGCCUUUUCCACCGAUGGUACCUUGUGCGCCACCGGAUCAGUGGAUGCCUCCAUCAAGAUUUUGGAUGUGGAGCGGAUGUUGGCCAAGUCUAAUAUCGAGCACAUGACCAAUACGAACAAUGAGCAAGGCGGGCAUCCCGUCAUUCGAACGUUGUAUGAUCACAUUGAGGAAGUGACUUGUCUAGAUUUCCAUCCCAAGGAACCAAUACUAGCCUCAGGCUCCAGGGAUUUAACGGUAAAACUCUUUGACUUCAGCAAGACCUCGGCCAAGAAAGCGGUCAAAACCAUCACAGACUCGGAACCAAUUACAACAAUAGCCUUUCAUCCAACAGGUGAAUAUAUUUUAGUUGGGUGCGAGCAGCCCAUUCUCCGUUUGUACGAUCUCAACACGUCUCAAUGUUUUGUGGGCAGCGUUCCAACCCAUCAUCAUCAGAGUGACAUUACAUGUGCCAAAUGGUCUCCGGAUGGCAAGAUGUAUGUUACCUCGUCGAUGGAUGGUGCCAUUAAGAUAUGGGACGGAAUUUCAAGUCAAGUAAUUGCUACCUUCGCCAACGCUCAUGAGAGAGCUGAGGUUUGUUCAGUGCAAUUCACUCGCAACGGAAAAUACGUUCUCUCAUCAGGCAGAGAUUCCUCAUGCAAACUUUGGGAUCUCUCGACCACACGCUGUCUCAUCGCUUAUACUGGGGCUGGAGCCACCGGGAAACAGGAGCAUCGUGCGCAAGCCGUCAUGAACCAUACCGAGGAUUAUGUCAUGUUCCCGGAUGAGGCGACGACCUCGCUUUGUUGUUGGGAUGCUCGAAACGCAACGCGAAAGCAAUUGCUGUCCUUGGGCCACAAUGGAGUGGUUCGGCAUAUUGUUCAUUCACCUGUUUCACCUGCAUUCCUAACCUGCUCGGAUGAUUUCAGAGCAAGAUUUUGGUACAAAAGACCUUUGGUCCAAUAAAGGUCGAGUUGGAUUUAAGACAAGAA
Messenger RNA from Tigriopus californicus, 1776 nucleotides. It is a transcript of the gene CstF50, whose product is annotated as cleavage stimulation factor subunit 1-like. Gene Ontology annotation, cellular component: mRNA cleavage stimulating factor complex. The record is from RefSeq and is a predicted model, not a curated record. The transcript has 6 exons. Gene Ontology annotation, biological process: mRNA 3'-end processing. The coding region runs from base 257 to 1750 and encodes 497 amino acids. Gene Ontology annotation, molecular function: RNA binding; protein binding. Lineage: Eukaryota; Metazoa; Arthropoda; Copepoda; Harpacticoida; Harpacticidae.